This is a messenger RNA of Acanthoscelides obtectus, 486 nucleotides long. NCBI's taxonomy places the organism in Eukaryota, Metazoa, Arthropoda, Insecta, Coleoptera, Chrysomelidae. The record is from the annotation of a GenBank genome assembly.
AUCCUUAUUUGGUUUUGACAGUCGCUUGACAGUAUUUUGUUUGUUGUGAUUUUAUUUUGAAAUUAUUUUUUAUAACCUUUUGUACUUUGGAAAUUAAUAUAUUCAUGUUUGUUAUAGCCUAGCUGCUAUACAUACAAUUUAUACAUCUAAAAAUGAAAUUCAGUAUGUUUUACUCUUGUAAAAGUGUUUUUGUUAUUAAUUUUCAUAGAAAAUGCUGUAAGCAUUAAAUGCUGGGAGUGCAGAUCUGAUGCAGAUCCUAAAUGCUCCGACCCAUUUGACAACACAACCUUGGCAAUUACUGAUUGCAAACAAUUAAGGUCACUUGAUUACCUGCCAAAUGUUCAAGCAACAAUGUGCAGAAAAUCCGACAGAAAGGACAAUACUGAAGAUGCACAUUAUCGAACAAAAUUAAAUGAUUGGAAACAGAAUUGCGCUAAAGGUUUUGAACCAUUUUUUCCAAGACAACCAGUACCUUAUGUUGGUUAG